Dendrobium catenatum is the source of this 951-nucleotide messenger RNA. Its product is annotated as histone H4-like. Lineage: Eukaryota; Viridiplantae; Streptophyta; Magnoliopsida; Asparagales; Orchidaceae. The coding region runs from base 302 to 613 and encodes 103 amino acids. Gene Ontology annotation, biological process: nucleosome assembly. Gene Ontology annotation, molecular function: DNA binding; protein heterodimerization activity; structural constituent of chromatin. The transcript has a single exon. The record is from RefSeq and is a predicted model, not a curated record.
UCUAGCUAUUAAUUCAGAGUCAUUUAAUUUAUUUUUUAAUACUCAUUCGGUUUCAAUUAUACUCCAAUCAGAUGGUCUAAGGACUAAUCUUCACACAUUAUUACGAGCAAAUUGAUUACAUUCUUAUACAUUGCCAAAACACAAAAUUCAACUACCAAAGCAUUUUCAACUGUAGUUGGUCUUAAGCGAUAUAAAGGCAGUCUCGCUAACUUCUUCUCACUAACUUCUUGUUUAAGUGAUUUCUAGUACACCAACGAUUCUCUUCUCCCAGUAUCUGAAAAGUUCUUCGACAACAAGCGAAAUGUCUGGCAGAGGAAAAGGAGGCAAGGGUUUUGGAAAGGGCGGUGCUAAGCGCCGCCGCAAAGUUCUCCGAGACAACAUCCAGGGAAUAACAAAGCCAGCGAUCCGGCGGUUGGCAAGGCGUGGCGGCGUGAAGCCGAUCAGUGGUUUGAUCUAUGAGGAGACUUGUGGCAUUCUGAAGAUCUUUCUUGAGAAUGUUAUCUGUGAUGCUGUCACCUAUACGGAGCAUGCUCGCCGGAAGACUGUCACAGCCAUGGACGUAGUCUACGCACUCAAGCGCCAGGGGGGUUCUCUUUAUGGCUUUGGUGGGUAAACAGCUAGGGGUUGUGCUUGGGGUUUGGGUUAUUCAGAUGUGUAGUUUUCUACUUCUUUAAUGUACUAAGAUAUUUGGGUUUUUAUCUCAUAAUCUGAUUUCAUCGUUUAAUGAUAAUGUAUUAUGUUCUAUGAAUCUGUAUUGUGAAGUGCAUGAUAUCCUUUUGAGGAUUUCAGAUUUUCUAUUUUGUUUCCUCAAAAAAAAAAAAUGCAUUUCUUGUAUUGAUGUUGAUAGAAGAAUUUCCAAUUUUUUUAAUCUUUAGGAUAACUAGAUAUUCAUUAUCUAGAUAGUAUUUCUAAUUUCUUUUUGAGCAUAUCUAAUUUUUCAAGUUUGGGAAA